Messenger RNA from Arabidopsis thaliana (thale cress), 953 nucleotides. Its product is annotated as DNA-binding storekeeper protein-related transcriptional regulator. The transcript is spliced from 2 exons. NCBI's taxonomy places the organism in Eukaryota, Viridiplantae, Streptophyta, Magnoliopsida, Brassicales, Brassicaceae. Bases 495 to 953 code for a protein of 152 amino acids. The record is from RefSeq and is marked reviewed.
AAAGCAAAUCAAGAAACAUUUUGCAUCUAGUGAGUAAAUGCUUCAACGUAAAUGAUCAGAGAAACCACUUCAUGCAAAAGCUCUAUCUUUUGCAACACAAAUUUAUCUUCUUUGGUCAUCAAGACUCUCCAUUUGUCUUCAAUCAUCUUUAUCUUGUUUGUGUGCAACAAACUCCAUCUUCUUUUCACAGAAUCUCCACUCACGCCCACACUUGCUAUCAAUUUAACCAAAAACGAAUUGUCGAACCAAUCUUGGGUUUGACUUAAUUAUGGCUCAUUAUAUAACAUUCAUGUCACUAUAUAAAUUCUUUUAAUUUAUUUUCUUUUCAAAAUUAUAUAUAUCACAAAAAAGCAUAAAAUCUAUAAAAGAAUAUUAAAUAAAAAAUACACAUUUCUAAGAAAAAGGUAAAUAAAUAGUCAAGUGCUUUGUUGGUUUAAAUUUCUACCAAUUCUCGCUCUCUUUUCCUCUCAGAGAACCUAAAACAUUUUUUGAUAAUGGACAAAGCGAAUACCAACCGGUCCAAGAAGGAGGUUUGUGGUGGUUCUGGUGAAGCUAAGCCAACUGGAAAGAAACGGAAGAACGAAAGAACGUUAACGAACAAAAACGUGAAUGCCAAGAAAAGUAUGAUGGAUUUCAAAGCUCUAACAAGGCAUAAUCCUUCUGAUGAUAUGACCGGAGCUUACAACUUCCUCCAUGAAUAUAUAAGCGUUGACGUUUAUAGCUAUGAGUUCGUAGAGAAGAUGAAGAGUUUGAAGAAGAAAUUAAUAGAGAAAAUGGGGAUUAACGCUAAAGAUCUGUCUUCUUCGAUCGGUUCUGAGUUGUUAAAACUGAUUUGGAGAUAUGAUGUGAAAUCUGUUGUUGAGUAUAACUUACUUAAGAUAGAACAAGCCAAUUUCACAUCACAUCCCCAAAUAAGUUUCAACAACUCGGAACCGAAGAAGACAAAUCUUUAG